AUUGACGGGGAAUGCAUCUAUGCCGUAGAUGAGACGGGAUUCCAAGCGGGUGAGGGUAGAACAGAACGGGUUAUUGGUGCUGCUGGCACCUACCAUCAGCAUCAGCAGCGCAGCGGUGGACGGGAGAAUAUGACAGUGAUUGUCACAAUCUGUGCCGAUGGCACCGCAGGUCCACCCGCCGUCAUCUUCAAAGGCAAAGCAUAUCAUAUUGGGUAUGCUAAGAAAGGGUGGACGACAGGCGAGAUUGGUCGUCUGUGGAUCGAAGGUUUUGACAACGAUACACGGGACAAAGCAAAUGGACGCACUCGUCUUCUCCUCGUUGAUGGGCACAACUCGCACUACACCCGUGACUUCCUUGAAUAUGCCCGUGAAGCCGGAAUUGUCAUCCUCUGCUAUCCAUCCCAUACCACCCACGUAUACCAGGGACUCGACGUCGUGAUUUUCAGCCCCCUGAAACGUUAUUGGUCACAGGAGCGAGAUGCCUACGAACGUGAACAUGGUGCCAUCAUAUCCAAGGAGAAUUUCCUUGCUGUCUACAGUGCUGCGCAUGCGCGCGCCAUGACUCCAAGCAACAUCCAGAUGGCAUUUCAGAAGACCGGAGUAUGGCCUUACAAUCCAGAUAUAAUAUCAAAGAAGGCCAUGGCACCGGCCAAAGAAACAUCACGGCGGGCUCACAUACCUGUGCCGCCGCCGACCCCGGUCCGC
This is a messenger RNA of Punctularia strigosozonata HHB-11173 SS5, 705 nucleotides long. RefSeq names its product CENP-B protein. NCBI's taxonomy places the organism in Eukaryota, Fungi, Basidiomycota, Agaricomycetes, Corticiales, Punctulariaceae. The annotation marks the transcript as partial. The record is from RefSeq and is a predicted model, not a curated record. The transcript has 2 exons. Gene Ontology annotation, cellular component: nucleus. Gene Ontology annotation, molecular function: DNA binding.